CCAAUCUACUGAUUUUGGCACCAUACCAUACCUUUCAGGCCUUUGUGCUGUAAUAUAGAAGUAGCCCCGUGAAAACGCACUCAACUGCAUUCGCUGUCGUAUUUUAAUUGAAUUUAAGCGGAGAGCAGCUCUCGCGUUCGUCUAGUCGCGCUUGGUCAGUCGUGAGGUGACAGUGUUGCAACUAAAAUGGAUUAUGAGCCAUCCGAAAAGAUCAUUGAUCGCUACCAUGUCAUCCGUAAAUUGAGCUGUGGCGACUACUCUACUGUUUGGCUGUGCUGGGACUUGCAGGCAAUGAGAUAUGUGGCAAUUAAAAUUUUCAAGUCGGCACCGCACUUUGACAAGACGAUAAGGCACGAAAUAAAGAUACUCAAGACGGUGCGCGAGACCGAUCCAUCGAAUCCACGCCGUCGCAAAACCGUCCAGAUGCUGGACGACUUCAAGAUCACCGGCCAUAAUGGCACCCAUAUUUGUAUUGUGUUCGAGAUGCUGGGUGACAAUCUCCUGAAACUCAUACGGAAGUCCCAAUUACGCGGUAUUCCACUGGCCAACGUCAAAGCUAUUACCCGCCAGGUGCUGGAGGGUCUUGACUAUCUUCACACUUGCUGCCAGAUCAUCCACACGGACAUAAAGCCCGAGAAUGUCUUCCUGUGCGUGGACGAGCCUCAUGUGCGCUCACGCUCCGUGGAGAAUACAUAUUCGGCUACGAAUGGAUCGCAUUCGGAUCUAACCCUUUCAACACUUCCUCCGCCGCCGCAAGCAAAGCACAAGGCUAAACAGGAUCCGGCGUUAGAGGAAUGCAAUGUCAACGUAAAGAUCGCCGAUCUGUGCAAAUCUUGUUGGGUUAAUAAUCACUUGACUGAGGACAUUCAAACGCGCCAAUAUCGGUCACUAGAAGUUAUUAUCGGUGCGGGCUAUAACACCUCUGCGGAUAUCUGGAGCACUGCAUGCAUGGUAUUCGAACUGGCCACCGGUGACUAUCUUUUUGAGCCACACUCCGGCGAAUCGUACACCCGCGACGAGGACCAUUUGGCCCACAUCAUCGAGCUGCUGGGUCCAAUACCGCGGUACAUUUUGUUAAACGCCACCUAUGCGGCGAAGUCGUUUACCCGUUCCUGCGAGCUACGAAAUAUCUCGGGCCUUAAGCCCUGGGGCCUAAUGGACGUUCUUCUGGAGAAGUACGAGUGGUCGCAAAAGGAUGCGGCGUCAUUCGCUUCGUUCCUUAAGCCCAUGCUCGAGCUCGAUCCGAACAAGCGUGCCACCGCUGCGGAGUGUCUGCAGCACCCGUGGCUUAGAUAAGAUACGAUGCAACCUGGUUGUUGGCUGCGUGCCACCCAGCCAGCAACAGCAGAUGGAGGGGGAGCUCUAGCAGGAACCGGAACAGGAAAAGGAACAAGAGCAAUAGCACUAAAAGGUGGAUCACCGGCAGUAACAGCAGACGGAGAAGUUGGCAGGGGCUAUAUAGAAUCUUCGGCAUCGGUGGCUACUUUGGCUUCCAUCUCAUCAAUUGCUUCCAUAUCGGCUGCAGCAAUGGCGGCACUGAAGGACGGACCUUAUUUGGUUGCACCCUUCGUAACCACAGCCUCAGCACCACCCACUCCACAUCCCCACGCAUCCAUUUCGACAAACACGGCCAGCACAGUGCCAGCUACACCUACACGUCGUCGCAUCGCUCCCGAAAACGAUUUGGACUUGGUUGAGGACUUGGGUGUGGCACUUGCUCAAAUAGAGGACCCGCAGACACCCACCAAGAACAAAUCGCAUCGCUUUUUCUGGCGCAAGGCACUGCAACGUGUCUUCCAGCGUCGUAAGUGACGGCGUCCCGCUGCCCCGCUGGCAUCGUCCCGCCCGUCGCUGUCGUCGUCGCAACCUGGCUGA
Molecule: messenger RNA, 1875 nt
Organism: Drosophila mauritiana
Lineage: Eukaryota; Metazoa; Arthropoda; Insecta; Diptera; Drosophilidae
Product: SRSF protein kinase 2-like
Exons: 2
Coding region: 187-1296 (369 amino acids)
Biological process (GO): protein phosphorylation; spliceosomal complex assembly; regulation of mRNA processing
Molecular function (GO): ATP binding; protein kinase activity
Source: RefSeq, a predicted model, not a curated record